Molecule: messenger RNA, 1423 nt
Organism: Eriocheir sinensis (Chinese mitten crab)
Lineage: Eukaryota; Metazoa; Arthropoda; Malacostraca; Decapoda; Varunidae
Product: integumentary mucin C.1-like
Exons: 2
Coding region: 112-1161 (349 amino acids)
Source: RefSeq, a predicted model, not a curated record
GGGAGGGAUAGGACGCGUUUCUCCUUCCCUCCUCCUCCUCCUCCACCUCCUCUUCCUCCUCCUCCUCUUCCUCCUCCUCCUCCUCUUCCUCCAGCGCCGCACACCUGCAUCAUGGAGUCCAGACUUCCCGAGGUCACCUUCGCCGAUCUCUGGUGCGAGUGUGACGGCAACAGCAGCUCGGUUCCUCGCAGCGUGCUCCUUCGCGAACAGAUGCUGCAGCUCCACUCGCAGGCUCGCACGCACGCCCUCUGCUACGUGGGCGUCGUGUUGGCCGUGUACCUACUGGGGCUGGUGGUCAUCGUGCGGAAGUCUGGCCAAGCGGAGCGAAGCAAUGUUGUGGCUGCCCUCUCAUGUUGUUGUGUGAAGGCCGCCAAUUGCUUCUCUCGUUGUGGGAAUAAGUUGAAAGAAGGACAGGACUUAGAGGAGACUGAUUCAGCUGUUACUACCACCACUGCUACUGCUACUACAGCUACUACAACGGGUUCUGCUUCUGCCAAGUCAGAUGUCUCUCCUAAAGUGAAGUUACAGCAAAGGAAGUGUGUGGUUGGUGGUAGUGGUAGUAGUGGUUGCUCUGUGGUUGUUACUCUGAAAGGUUCGCGUGUGGCAGCAUCUACUACUCCUACUUGUGGUGGUGGUGGUGGGGGGGGUGCCUAUAAUGGUAGUUUGAAAAGGGUUUGUACUGGUGGUGAUGUUACUACUACUACUAUUACUACUACAGCUACUACUACUACUACUACUCCUACUACUACUACAGCUACUACUACUACGCCUACUGCUGCUACUUCUACUACUACUACUACAUCGAUCCCUCAUUCACCUAUUACUACUGCUACCACUACUACUACUAUUACUACUGCUACUUCUACUACUACUACUCCUACUACUACUACUACUACUGCUGCUACUACUUCGAUCACAUUUACUACGAAUUCUGAUAAAACGAAAACGGAAGAACUAGAUUUCGUUAUAUCGUCAAGUUAUCCUCCCACUCCUUCUCUAUCUCCUCUUCCUCCCCUUCCUCCUCCUUCCUUACCUCCUCCUCCUCCUCCUCCUCCUCCUCCUCCUCCUGGAUCUCGUGGGGGUCCUCUUGUGUCCUUCCUCCUCUUCCUCUUCACGCGUCGCCCUCCACCGCCAUCACGGCCCAAUGUCAAGGAGUGGUGAGGUCAUUUUAGGUCAUCUUAGGUCAUUUGAGGUCAUUUGAAUGCAAGGAGGUUUGGCUUUUUAUUAUAAUUGGGCGUUUGAGUGUGACCUGAUUUUGACCUGAGUGUGAGUUAGGUGAUUAUUAUUAUUAUUAUUAUUAUUAUUAUUAUUAUUAUUAUUAUUAUAGUCACGCUGUGCUUUAGGAUUACACAUAUAUACGUAAUAAAACACACACACACACACACACACACACACACACACACACACACACACACACACACAC